CCUCGGUGUGUAUGUGUUUUGUUGGUGUUUAAGGUGGCGGAUAUGCAAUAGAGAACUGGUGCAGACUGGUUGACUCUGCCUCUGUGCGCGCGGCACUGAAUGUACCAUAAUAAUGAGAUGAGCGGGGACCCUUUAAAUGUGCAUAAAGCUCUCUCGGGUAAAUGAUUAGUAAAUCGUCCUUUUGUACCGACACUUUUUCCGCUUUAACACGGAAAGUGUUUUCAUACCUCCAAUGGUUUUCUGCCUGAGAGGCGUUAAUCUGCACAGAAACGCGAAGACAUGACAAGACACCGGAUUGCGUGCAUAGGCAAUAUUCCAGUCCGUUCCUGUAAAUCGCGUUCUGCUCGCAGUUUACGCGUUACUGGGAAGCAAACCAUUGUCGUUUACAUGUCGUGACCCGGUAUAGAAACACAAAUGGCGUGAAUGCCCUCAAAAGGACGUCUCCCACGCGAGGGGACCGCAUAUCUGACUACAACAGUGUCCCUAUUACGGCAAGGACAAGUGGAUACAAUGUGUUUCAGAUUCAGGAAUUGAAGUGCUGCAUGGAUGACGUUUGAUGACGUUUAUAUGAGACAGAAUGUUUACCCUCACAGAAGUUGCCUCUCUAAAUGACAUCCAGCCAACUUAUCGGAUACUGAAACCAUGGUGGGACGUCUUUAUGGAUUACCUGGGUGUGGUCAUGCUAAUGCUGGCCAUAUUUGCCGGGACCAUGCAGUUAACCAAAGAUCAGGUGGUUUGCCUUCCUGUUCUGGAAUCGUACCAAACCCCUGUACCCACGGAAAGGCCACCAGAGAAAGCUUUUGGCUCAGGGACAGGAGGAGACCAUGUGACAUUGGCAGCUGCACCUUUAACAAGCAAAGAACAAACCAACAGCAUUGUCCAAGACUUCCCACAGUUGUCUUCUGGCAAGCAACCUCAGCCAAGGGGUUUACGAACAAAUCUGGAUUUUCAGCAGUAUGUCUUUGUUAAUCAGAUGUGCUACCAUGUUGCCCUCCCGUGGUAUUCAAAAUACUUUCCAUAUCUAGCUCUCAUUCACACUAUUGUUCUCAUGGUAAGCAGUAACUUUUGGUUCAAGUAUCCAAAGACCAGUUCCAAAAUUGAGCAUUUUGUGUCUAUUUUGGGGAAAUGUUUUGAGUCCCCUUGGACGACCAAGGCAUUGUCUGAGACAGCCUGUGAAGACUCCGAAGAAAAUAAACAGAGAUUGACUGGAGCCUCUAUGUUACCAAAGCACCUUUCGACCAGCAGUGAGGAGGGAAGUCCAAAUCAGUCCACACCCAUGCUCACAAAAUCUAGCAUUAAGUUUUCUGCAGAGAAGCCAGUCAUUGAGGUUCCAAGUAUGACUAUACUUGAUAAGAAAGAUGGAGAGCAAGCUAAAGCACUUUUUGAGAAAGUGAGGAAGUUCCGCACACAUGUCGAAGACAGCGACAUGAUCUACAAACUCUAUGUAGCUCAAACGAUAAUAAAAACUGUCAAAUUCAUUCUGAUUCUAUGCUACACCAUGACCUUUGUCACGUCCAUUAAAUUCGACCAUGAUUGUGAGCCCGAAAUUAAGCACUUAACUGGAUACGCAAAAUUUAAAUGCACCCAUAACAUGGCUUUCAUGUUGAAAAAACUCCUUGUUAGCUACAUUGUUCUCAUUUUUGUUUAUGGCUUGGUUUGCAUUUACACUCUCUUUUGGCUGUUUAGACGGCCUCUUAAAGAGUACUCUUUUGAGAAAGUUCGCGAAGAAAGCAGUUUUAGUGAUAUCCCAGAUGUGAAGAAUGACUUUGCUUUCCUCCUACACAUGGUGGACCAGUAUGACCAAUUGUACUCGAAACGUUUCGGUGUCUUUCUCUCAGAAGUAAGUGAGAACAAACUGCGGGAAAUCAGCUUAAACCACGAGUGGACCUUUGAGAAACUACGCCAACACGUGACUCGCAAUGCCCAGGACAAGCUUGAGCUGCAUCUUUUUAUGCUCUCAGGUGUUCCUGAUGCGGUCUUUGACCUCACAGAUGUAGAGGUCCUGAAAUUAGAACUCAUCCCAGAGGCACGUAUCACAGCGAAAAUUUCCCAGAUGAUCAACCUCCACGAGUUGCACUUUUACCACUGCCCCGCCAAAGUCGAGCAGACUGCAUUCAGUUUCCUCCGCGAUCACCUCCGGUGCCUUCAUGUCAAGUUUACGGACGUAGGAGAGAUUCCCACUUGGGUUUACAUGCUGAAGAACUUGAGAGAGCUCUACUUGGUGGGAAACUUGAACUCCGAGAAUAACAAAAUGAUAGGAUUAGAUUCCCUCAGGGACUUGAGGCAUCUAAAGAUCCUACAUCUGAAGAGCAACCUUACCAAGAUCCCGACUAACAUCACGGACUUAUCACCCCACCUGAUCAAACUUGUGGUUCACAAUGAUGGUACUAAACUCUUCGUGUUGAACAGCUUGAAAAAGAUGAUGAAUCUGGCUGAACUGGAGCUGCUCAAUUGUGAAUUGGAGCGGAUACCACAUGCAAUUUUUAGUUUGACCAACCUGCAGGAGUUGGACUUGAAAUCGAACAAUAUCCGUACCAUUGAAGAGGUCAUCAGCUUCCAACACCUCAAACGGCUUAACUCCCUCAAACUGUGGCACAAUAAAAUCACUUCCAUUCCAUUGUCCAUAAGUCUCGUAAAAAACCUAGAGUUCCUCUAUCUGUCACAUAACAAACUAGAGACCUUGCCUACCACUCUGUUCAAUCUUCUUAAACUAAGAUACCUGGAUGUUAGUCACAACUCCAUCGUAGUGAUUCCUCCAGAGGUGGGGUUUCUCCAGAAUCUACAGCAUUUCGCCAUCACAGGAAACAAGGUGGAAGUGGUACCCAAGCAGCUGUUCAAAUGCACAAAGUUGCGUAGCCUAUCCCUUGGGCACAAUUGCAUCUCAACGCUGCCAGAGAAAAUCGGGCAGGCGCAGCAGCUGACUCAUCUUGAGCUGAAGGGGAACUGCCUGGAUCGCCUGCCCGCACAGCUUGGCCUGUGCCGACUCUUGCGCAGAAAUGGUCUCAUUGUGGAAGACCACCUUUUUGAUACACUGCCCCUAGAGGUCAAAGAGAGCAUAAGUCAGGAAACCAGUGCUAAUUUUGCUAACGGAGUGUGAGUGUGGAUCAGAAAAAACCUAGCUAGAUGGUUUUCUGAGUGAACGGAAUCAGAGUGUGCAAAAGACAGUGUUCAGUACUUAUGUUUGUUUGUUUUUCUUUUAUAAAAAAAAAAAAAAGCUUUGUUGUUUUAUCCAGGACUGUGAUUGGCAUGAAUGGAUGUUUUAUGUGUAAGGAAUGAGUCCAGUAUCAAAACUUAUGUUUUUACAUUCAAUGUCAUUUUUUUUGCACAGGCCAAAACAAAUUGCCGGCAGGCCAAUGUAAACAUUUGUGAAUUUUAACUAUGCUUAGUGCAUAGAAUUCUUGAGAAUUAUUCAAUCGUUUGAGAUGAUUAUGCCUGUCUGCAUGGGUUUUUGUUCUUUUAAAAUGUUUUUGUUUGUUUUUAUAAUUUGUCCAUGUAACAGUGGAAGAUCACUUUUGUUUUCUGUUCAUUUUCAGUCGCAUUCAUGUUAACAUUUUCACCAGCUGUUAUCCGCACAGUCUGCAUCACAUGCAUUGUGUAUUGUGGUGUCAUUAUUGAUUGUAUUUGUUUGGGAGAACCCAGAACAACAACUGACAUAUUAUUAUAAAGUUAAUCACAACUACUGUACUCGACUAAGUGCAAAAGAAAAAAGUGAAAAAGUCUCCCUGGUAUUGGGUUUAGAUAAAAGUGCACUAAAGUAAUUUAAGUUGUGCUCUGAAGUGUUUAAGAAACUGAAUGUUAGCAUUGAUACAAAGUUAUCAUAUCUGUCCAAGAUUCAAUCAAACAGUGCAUUUUAUGCCUCCGUUAAUAUCUGUUUGACCUUUUUCAAACUGUCCACCUAUUCAAUGUCUAUAAACCAAAAUACUUGGGACUGAAUAACAAUGUUUGUUGAUGCGGUGCGAUGCACAAGAUACCUUUAGUCUUUGCAGGUUUUGGGAAUAAAAUAGCCUUUUCCUAUUAACAUCAUCCUUUCAUGUGGGCUAUAGGAGUAAUGCAUAAUUCAUGUUGACCUCAUUUGACUUGUGCAUGUUUUGUAUAUAACCCCAAAUGUUGGGACAGACCUGUAAUGUGUAUACACUGCAUGGUCCUUAAUGCUCUAAACCUCCAGUAGACAUGUAUUGGUAAAUUGCCAUUUUAUAUAUAUAUAUAUAUAUAUAUAUAUAUAUAUAUAUAUAUAUAUAUAUAUAUAUAUAUAUAUAUAAUAUUAGUAAUAUCAUAUGUUAGCCUGUAACUGUAUGAUUACCAUCUGUUUUACUGUUAGCCCUUACUGGCUAGUUAAAGUAAUGAAAAUGCUUGCAUUGUGUGAAUGUUACUGUGACUGUUUUAAGUUACCUUGCUCUGUCUGCGCUGUGCAUGUCCACGAAGUCUGCGUUUUAGGCGAAUGCACGAAAAUAUUGACUUGACAUAUGCGGAGGAUCAAUAUUCAUGCCAAUGCUGGAUUAGAUGUAAGAUGUCCCUAACCUGAACAUUUGUCGUUUCAAAUCUGUCAUAAAUGAAGAAAACAAAGUCAAGAUUUAAUAAUUUUUGUAGUUGAAUGAAAAAAAUCAGGAUUGUUAUCAUUUACUCAUCCUAAUGUCAUUCCAGACAUCUAGACAACCUGGUAAAAAUAAUUAGUUGUUUGGAUCACAUUAAAUUUCAUAUUUUAUUUUAAUUAAUAUAAUUUAUUGUAUGUGCAUUAUGUUCUACAGAAUGAAGUCAUACAGGUUUGAAAUAACAUUAGGUUGAGUAAAUUAAGACACAAUUUAAAUUUGGUAAACUAUCCCUUUUAAAGAUUAUAUAAUAACAUAAAUGGUUUCACUGUUGCACCCUGAAACUUAAAACCAUUUCCUUAUUUUAUUUUAAGCCAGUAAUUUGCAUGAAGAGGAUGUGGAACUGUUCUCUUAAAAAGUAAAGGGUAUCAAUAAUAUUUAGCUGCUUUAAUUAAUUGUUGACAUAGAUUGAGUGGUGUUUGCUUCAAAGCAUUCAAUUGUUUAUGAAAGUUUUCAAUAGACUGGAUGGUAUUUCAUUUACCUGUAGUGUACAUGGAUUGGAGGGUUAAUAGUAAUUUAAUCAUUUGGAUAAUGUCUAUUGUAUUUUUGUUUU
Carassius auratus (goldfish) is the source of this 5139-nucleotide messenger RNA. RefSeq names its product leucine rich repeat containing 8 VRAC subunit Db (gene lrrc8db). The record is from RefSeq and is a predicted model, not a curated record. The coding region runs from base 578 to 3097 and encodes 839 amino acids. The transcript is spliced from 2 exons. Lineage: Eukaryota; Metazoa; Chordata; Actinopteri; Cypriniformes; Cyprinidae. Gene Ontology annotation, molecular function: protein binding. Gene Ontology annotation, cellular component: cytoplasm.